Molecule: messenger RNA, 1242 nt
Organism: Scophthalmus maximus (turbot)
Lineage: Eukaryota; Metazoa; Chordata; Actinopteri; Pleuronectiformes; Scophthalmidae
Exons: 2
Coding region: 109-1041 (310 amino acids)
Source: RefSeq, a predicted model, not a curated record
GACUGCAGCGCUCCAGUGAUAUCACUUCAACCCUUCGAGCAAGUGACAAAACAUCGCGAGGAACACAUCUGCCCAGCGAACAACUGUAACGUUACACAUCAAGACACCAUGUACCCAAGAAGGAAAAUCCCCCAAGAGGUCAGAGGUUGGGACAGGGACCAGUCAAAAGAAGGAACGAAGUCUGCCGUCAAUCAGAAGUGGUGGAGGAGAGGCUGUCAGCAAGAAGAGCGCCAGAACCCGAUUUGUCUGAGCUCUCGGUACGAUGUACUAAUGCAUGAAACCGACGGCGUGACAGACCGAAAGUGUGAGCCUGGCGAGCAAGUCAAGGUUUUCCCCUCCGUCCAAAACCGCAGGGCUAAGCAGAACGCCUGCUGCCAACGGAUGGCGGAGGAGCUGCGGGAAGAGAGGAAGAAAAACAAGAUCCUCCAAGAGGAGCUGGAGGGAUUCAGAAGUUCACUGGAGGCGGAGCGCCACAGGCUCGAAGGGUAUGAAGCCGGCAUCCUCGUUGUGCAGCAGCUGGUUGACGACUUUUAUCGUGAGCUCGACAAGGAAAUCAAGCCCCACGGGGACCAGGCCUCACGGAAGCCGCCCUCGGUCCUCAACUCGACGGCUCAGGGGGACGCCAGUCGCCAGAAGAUGGCGGGGGACCUCCAGGUAGAGAGGGAGAAACAAGAGAGGCCCCACGAACAGCAGCAGAGAGUCGGAGAUUCAUGCCAAGAAGAAGUCCUCUCAGUGGGGCGGCAGGCCGACGACCCUCAGCGUCAGCUCGACACAGAAACCACAGAGUCUCUCACUGACCAGCUCUUCCUGCAACAACUGAAGGCCGAGCAGGAAGCCUUCAGUCAGAAGAAGGUGACGGAGGAGCUCCAGGGGGAGAGGAAGAGCAAAGGGAUUCUCCAAGAAGAACUGGAGAGGGUCUCGGCUUCGCACCACGAGGACAGACAGGAGCACGACGAGGACAUGCUCAUCACCGCGAGGCCGCUGGCUGAAGACGCUCAGGAGGAGUUGGGCGAGCUGCAGUUACACGGGCUUCAACCUUGAAGCCCGUGUUUGUCCGGUUGGGUUGGUGUUGACUGUCAGGAGAUAGAAACCAGUUCCUUGUGGGAUCUUUCUCCAGAAUCUUCACCGAGGUGUUUCUUGUGGCCUAAACCGAACCGCAGCCCGUGGAUGUGAAGCCUGGUCUCUGCUGUGGAAGUCAAAUGUAGCUUCAUUCGUUGAAUAAAUAAAUAAAAUGAAAACUUG